Gigantopelta aegis is the source of this 2888-nucleotide messenger RNA. RefSeq names its product RING finger protein 151-like. Gene Ontology annotation, molecular function: zinc ion binding. The record is from RefSeq and is a predicted model, not a curated record. Bases 1539 to 2381 code for a protein of 280 amino acids. Lineage: Eukaryota; Metazoa; Mollusca; Gastropoda; Neomphalida; Peltospiridae. The transcript has 2 exons.
GGUCGACACCCAAAACCUACCCCCUGCACACGCGCAUGGUCUUUAAAUAAAAUAGUUUGAAGUCUAUACUAAAUGUAACUAGUCAUGGGGACCUAUUUAAGCGAUGGCGGUCUUGUAUAAUGAUAUCAAGUCGAUAAUUUGCAUAUCCUUCCUUAUUUAGUAUCACGAGAAUAAAUCACGAGGGCAUAAACGUCAUGCAGAAUUGAUUUAUAUAUCUGGGUUACGACUAUAUACAGUAGGUAUGUAUUCAGAACCCGAACACGGGAACAGCUGUGGAAUUUCGUUGAUCAUAUGUAGUUAACGAUAUAAUCUAUAAACUGCAGAGCACACGCAGGUUGUGAGUAAUCUGAGGCAGAUUUGUUAUUUGACCAACUGCUGAGGGUUGGGUGAUUGAGUAAGGGAGUUACGAUUCGUUUCUGCUACAAGUUGUUACUACGAAAAAAAAAUCGCACCGUGAUAACGCCCCGUAAUGCUAGCUUCAGACUACCAAAUGCCAGCACAAAGUUGGCCAACGUUCUACUCUCACAACUUCUACGACUGUCCAAUUGCUAGUCUGAGCGCUCUUAUAACUCAAUUCUCGUCGUAUAACGCAUUAAUUGUUAAUCUGAGCGCACCCGUCGAGUUGGCCAACUUCGUCGUGACAGUUGACAGUCUGACACUAGCAUACGACACCUAACAUAGCCUUAUUUUAAAAUGAGCUGGUCACAUAAUGUCGUCAAACAAACAUUCCUGUCCUUUUCGAGCCAUCGAGGCCGGUGCAAUUAUUAAGUAGGACUUGCCGAUCUUUUAGUUUAUAGAGCAUUAAAUCAACAUAACCGGACCGUGGACCGGUCAGACUAUAAGUCACCUAAUACCUUCCGAGGCUGUGAAAGGGGUGGAAGUUUGGAGGUAAUGUCCAUAAAGACUCGUAAUCCAGAUACAAUAUCAACACCUGGCCGUUAAUACCUCAACGGUAUUGUACGCCCGGCGUUACAUACAGACCUAUAUGGUUAAUUAUCAGCCAUUGUUGGGGUCUCCGGUCUGCAAACAGACCUAAUGUUUUGAAUUUCAAUAAGCUCCUGUGAUCAUAGAUCUCCCAGAUAAUUGCUGUCGUGCUAUCACCUGUGCUACCGCGUGGCUGCUGUUGCAGAUCAAGGGCGUAUCCAAGGGGGUGGCCAGGGAGACUUAAUUGUUUCCCCCUAUAAAUUCUAGGACCCUUGUCUCUCCCUUUUUUCUUUUUUUUUAACUAUGUGUUUACAGUUUUCAUUUCACGAAUACCAAACUAUUAUUGGGGAGCCAAUUCCAGGACGUGAUCCGUAUGCCCUUUUGCCCUGGUCACCUCCCUGGAAUAUUUCCUGGGUCUUCCCUUGCAGGUACAAAACAAAACUAAAAACUCCAGUGUCGUUAGGUAUACCGAGUAACUUUCGCAGUGACGUGUGAUAGACAGGAUACUUCAGAGAAGAUGUGUCAGAGUGUGGGGAUAGUAAGAACGGAUAGAGCGAGCAUGGCUGUCCGACACGCAGACGACACUCGACCCUCUGCAGACGGACCAGACGGACAUGGGCUAUGACAUAGACCGGUUUACUUCGACAAUAAACGAAGGACUUCUGUGCUGCAUCUGCCGAGACGUCCUCCAGGCACCCCUCCAAGCCCCGUGCGAGCACGCCUUCUGUGGUCCCUGCAUCCAGAGCUGGUUGGUGAACGAGUGCUCGUGUCCCGAGGACAGAAAACCGCUAUUCCGUUCAGAUCUGAAACCUCUCUUCCGAUAUAUGAGAAACGACCUGCAACGUCUGUCCAUUCGGUGCAAGAAUUUCAGACUCGGCUGCGGCCAUAUUGGAAGCUUGGAACACGAGGCAUCACACUCAGUCGAGUGUUCUUAUGAACUGAUUUCUUGUCGUAACGUCGGCUGCCACAAGAGUGUACCCAGAGGAGCUAUGGAGGAGCAUCUGGAGAGCUGCGAAACUGGCACCAAAGAGUGCGCCAAAGGCUGUGGCUUACGUCUGUCGAGCGCAGACGUGAAGGAGCACAGCUGUAUAGCCGAACUGAAGAGCUCCAUCGAGAUCCUCAGAGCGGAGAUGAUCUGCAAGCUGGAUGACCAGCGGCGAGAGAUGGAGGUCCGACUGGACAUGCAGAGAGGUCACAUGGUGCAGCGCGAGGCGGCCAUGCAGUCGAGUCUGCAGGAACUGCGGACAGAACUCUCCAAGAUAAACCAGAAAGUGAAGCUGCUGAUGGAUCUCGAGCUCCAGAGACGACAGGAUCUGGAGAGGAUGCAGAUCGAAAGGACAGAGUUGUUGGGGGUUCUAGAGAGAAUAGAAAAAGAGCAAGAGGCUUCGAAUAGGCAGCCAAAGUGUAGACACUGUUCACAGAAUGUCACGCGGGAAGAGAAGGAGACGACUAUAUGAAGGUUUUCAUUCCUUAGUGAUUCGUCUGAAAUUUAACGAAGUAUAUAUGUCUCGUGUGGUGGGUAGUAUGACCACACGCAAUCUGCAUUCUUUGUGUUAGAUGGCUUAUGUGUAGACUGAAAGUUGCAUUCUUUGAAUGCAGUUGUCGAUUUUUUAAAUUCUGAAAUAUGACGAGAUAUGCCUAUUAUCCAAGGACGACCUACAUUCAUUUUAGUGUUAUUCAAGGGUCCCCUAUGCAUCACAUUGUAAAUCAACAGCUAUUAAGUGCCAAAAGCAAGUUUCACAUGGUCAAAAGAAAUGUUUUGUUGCCAAAUAGAAUCCUUUUCUGCAUCAAGGAGUCUUUGACCUUUAAUAUACCAAUGUACCAGUUGUUAAGCACUGAUUAAAAUGGUGACACGCAUCGUGUAGACUAUUGGUCGAAAGCAUUAACCAUUCCAUUCUCGGACGUUCAGUAUACAAACUAUUUGCACCAACAUCCAUUGAUGCAGCCUGUAUAGAGCCACAUUC